Messenger RNA from Aspergillus nomiae NRRL 13137, 1095 nucleotides. RefSeq names its product SUR7/PalI family protein. The record is from RefSeq and is a predicted model, not a curated record. The transcript is spliced from 3 exons. Gene Ontology annotation, cellular component: cell cortex of cell tip; plasma membrane. Lineage: Eukaryota; Fungi; Ascomycota; Eurotiomycetes; Eurotiales; Aspergillaceae. Gene Ontology annotation, biological process: fungal-type cell wall organization. Bases 57 to 839 code for a protein of 260 amino acids.
AGCGGAGAUUUCCAGCGGUGAUUUACAAUCGUAUAGAUCAGCACAGUACCGACAAGAUGAUGCAUUGGAGCAACAUACUACCCACAUUAACCGCCUUUAUCGCCUUUAUCCUGGGCAUGCUAUGCCUCUUCGCAGGAACAAAGACAAACCUUUUAUUAGACACGGAUGUUUUCACGAUAUAUACGACAAGUAUAAGCAAUGACACAGGGAUGCGAGACUUCUAUUCAAUAUAUGUCAUGUCCUACUGUGAGGGAUUCCUGCAUGCAGAAAAUCGAAACUUGACCGGAUGUUCAACCCCCUCGCUACUGUUCGCCUUCAAUGCGACUGAAGCGCUAACGAAAGAUGCGGGCAACACCACCUCAUUAUCCAGCCUGGGAUGGCCGAGUUCCAUCACCGAUGAUCUACGCACGUUCGGUGCUACCAGCCAGAGUAUGGGGGUCUUCUACUGUAUUGGGAUAGGGUUAGCGGGACUGGCGGUCUUGGAACGACUGUGGUUCGUGAUCGCGAAAGGACCAAGACAGACGGUUGUAGAAGCUUCUUCUCUCAUGCUCAGUUUCACGAUGCUCAGCAUUCCGUCCAUUAUCGCAACGGUUAUUGCAUUACAAUUCGUGAAUCUCAUCAAUCGCCACGGCGAGGAGUCCGGUGUGACGGCGAGGUAUGGCCAUCAAUUUUUAGGGAUGACAUGGGCUGCCGCUGGAUUGUUACUGGUGGGAGGCAUGGUCAGUUUACUGACGGUAAUGUUGGACCGUAACCGAUCGGCAGCGUAUGAACCGGUGGCAGAACCGAAGACGGUGGCCGCGGAUUCGGACUCGGUAGGGUCGAACGAGAAGGGAGACUAAGAAAGGAACGGAAUGGAGAGGAAUAAUAAUAAUAAAAAAGGGGGGGGAACGUUAACUAAAGCAGGAAAAAAAGAAGACCAGAGAAAACCAAGGAAAGGGAGCGAAUCGGGAGGAGUUGAUUCUUGUGCUAAUGCGUUGGAUUGGAACCCAAUAUUGGUUGGAUAUUGGAUAUUGAACAAAUGUUGAACGCAACGAUAGGAGCCCCACCGAACCUGGACAGUUCUAUAGAAGAAAUUCCAUGAGUCUCUGUUGAUUU